UUAUUAUUACCCUUGUUGCCUUCCUCCCCCUCCUAUACCUCCCCUCGGCGGCGAGGCGGCGGAGCUCCGGCGAGCCUGGAGCACGUCGGGGUUUCCCCUCCCGCGGCCUCGCCGUAUCGGAUCGCCGGCGUAUGGCCUACGUCUACCUAGGUAUUCCUUCCAUGCAUGGCCUCCGUGCUCCGGCUAGCCGUCCCGCCCCCACGGUCGCCGCCGUGUCCCCGCGUGCUGCCGGCCACCUCCGGGGCGCGGCGGUGCGGCGGGCUCAAGCUGUAAUCAGCCGAAGAGGCCUCGAUAUCCCUUAUCCCACCACCUGCAGAUAGUGAUACAGUGCUCCAAGUGUGCGCUAAUUCUCUGAAGUCUGAACAUGCCCUUGGCAACCGAUUUAACCCAGUGUCAGCGAUACUCUAUUAGUUGAGUUCAGAUACUAUGCGAGGAAUUGAGAGACAGCCGAGCUUCAGGUGUCCCUUUUGGUCGAUUUGAAAUUAUAUUAAGGGACGUAGACCAAAUCACUAUGCAAAUGAGGAACAAUGAUGUUCUGAAAUCUGUUUUGGAUAUGCAACUUCUAUAUUUGCAAGGUACCUGCAGCUUAUGAAGCCUGAAAUCCUGGCAAGGUUUCCUAUCUGUUACGCCUUUAAUAUCUCAAAGAGUACAGAUUUAAUAGGCAAAGCCCAGAGAAGUACUAGCACCCAAAAAAUUUGUUGCUGAUGUUGAACUGAAAGUAAGAACCAGACUAGGUAAGCAAAACCUAUGAUCCACAGAAAAAAGAAUUAAGUCUGCUCACAACUACACUUAGGUGUCAAACAUAGGUUGCUACGGGACCACUGAAUUUAAUUUAAGUUGAUAAAAAGAUAAAGUAUGAUAGCAGCAUGGAAAUAUUUUUAGUUAAGAAAAAUGCUUAUAUGGUUUUCCUAUAUCUAAGUGUACGCUUCAGAUAAUAUCUUUGGUCCAAAUUUAAUGUGGUCCGUUUUGGGACGAGGUAGUGGUAUUUUUCAUCUAACUGUUAAUGAUUGCCAUUCAUUUUUCUACAAGCUUUAUCUUCAAUAUUAUGAGUCUAUAACAUUCUCUAUUCCAAUGUAUUCUACCCAAAAUAAUUAGGCACGGCCAAGUACAUAGAGGUUAUUACCUUAAUUUUUACAGUUCAAGGUCAAGACCAUACUUUAUAACCAAACAUUUGGUUGUUUGAUGAUUAAAAGGAAAUAGGACCAUCAGACCCCAUGCAUUAAUAGAGGACAGAUUUGAGCAAAACUCAGCUUUUAAGGAUCUAAUCUACCUCAAGCAAGGCUGUAUUCUCUUUUCAUGCCAAGUGAAAACUAGGCAGGUGCACUUGCUCCGGCACUUCAUUUUCUUCUUCAGUCCAUACUCAUGCAAGUAGCUUGCUUGGAUGAUUUUGAGUAAAUUUAGGAUGUUACUGGAGGGCACAAAGGAAUUCAGGUAGAUCAAGCUAUUGUGCAUGUAAAAUGUGUAUCACAUAGAUCCAACAUUUCGUUCCAUUCUAUUUGGUGGAGACUGGCCCAGAAUACUUAUGGUAACUUGUCAAAGACAGCAGCAUGUGAGAGUGACUAUGCAACAAAUCUUUUGCAUUGGUAAUAUGCAACUAUCUGGAGCAGAUCAUGCAGAAAUUAAGCGCUAGCAAGAAAAUGUUUAGGGAGAAAUGGCAUAUUUAAGCUCACGAUAAAGUAAUCCUUGAACAUUAAGAUCAAGAACAGCUAAAACAUCACAUGUUAUCAAAUAUACACCUGUCUUAUGAAAUGGCCCAAAUGAGAUGACAGCAGACUUUUGGAAUAGGAAAAGCCAGCUAACUUGUUAGUUGUCACCUUUAUUUAAGUAGUCUUGAGCUUACUCUUAUUCUCACACUCUCUCAGCCCAUUCUGUUCCUUCUCAUCCCUCUUUCUGGUGUGUAGUGUGUCCAAUAAUUAGGAAGCAGGGCUGGUUGCUUCUGCGAUAGGAGAAAACUGCAAACCAGUGUAGGGGCAAAAAUGGCUGCCUGCUGACAAGUUCUAGUUCACAGUCAAUAAAGCCAUUCACCUUGGAAGUGACUCCCUAUUCUGAUCAGCAGUCAUACACAAAUUCAUGCAGUGUAUGAUCUUGGUCUCCAUGCAUGAACUCUGCUACCCCACAUUCUGAAGAUUAACUGAUGCUUAGAUAUGUGCAUGGCAAAGUAAUACACUAGUUCGUGAGUAUUUCCUUCAGGACACUUAUGUUCUUUCUUUGUUUGGAGUACUGAGGCACCUCACCAAUGGAGAUAAAGAUGAAGGGGAUAUUCAAAGGUUUGAAGAUAAUCUCUCAAAUAUUCGCACUGCAGAAGCAACAAGAGAUGGAAAUCGGGUGCCCUACAGACGUCAGGCAUGUGUCUCACAUAGGCGUGGGCACUAGUGAUUCAUGCCCAAGCUGGAUGAGUGAAUUCAGAGGAUUGGAAGAGUUGUCAGCAGGCUCCAUGGGCUCCUUUGCACAGUCAAGGAAGACAUCCUGGGCAUCUCAAGAUUUUGACAAACCACCAAGAGCCACGCUCCCAACAGAAGUCUGCACAGACAAAUCCGGCCAGGAGGCCGCCUCCUGCUGCCAUGACAUCCCGAGAGGCCCCAAGAACCCGAGGAGGAAGAAGGCAGCAAGAGCAUCAUCCGCGAGCUCCUUCUUGUCGAGGUCAAGGUCCUCCUCGUUUGUGACAGCGUGCGGUGAUUUCAGCGAGUUGCGUGGCGGCCUCCGAGUCGCCUAGUUUGAAUGACAGUUCAUAUAGUUUUCUGGUGUGUGUUUUCUUCGUGCUGUUCGAUCAGGAGGAGAAUAAAAUCGCCUGAAAUAAUCGUAUGAGCGUUGUGAUGGAUGCUAAGCGUCUAGAUUAGGGACAUGUGUAAUGUGUCCAUGACUGAACAAACUAUGCAUUGUACUGCUUUUUUUGAGUUUUGGCUAUUUCUGAAGUUUGAAAAGUUGACCGGACCUGAAAAUGGUGAAUAAACAAAAAUGUUCCACCUAGUCUGAACAAUUAUUCUCUGAA
Messenger RNA from Oryza sativa Japonica Group (Japanese rice), 2989 nucleotides. NCBI's taxonomy places the organism in Eukaryota, Viridiplantae, Streptophyta, Magnoliopsida, Poales, Poaceae. The record is from RefSeq and is a predicted model, not a curated record.